AUGUCUAAGGAAACUCCAUCUAAGGCUGCCUCCGCUGCCCUUUCUGAUCUGGAAUUGAAGGAUGCUAGUGCUAACUUGGGGAUUGUCCAGGAGGCUGAUGACUCCAAAAUUGCAGAGGUCAAUGAGAGAUUGAGUGAAAGUGCCAAGUCUCACAAACAAUACUUGCACUCGCACAGAAUUCAACGUCACGCUUUAAAGGAGACUGAGAAGGAGGAACCAAUCAUGGUUGGUGACAAAAACAGACACACCGUGUUCCCUAUCAAAUACCACGAGAUCUGGCAGGCGUACAAGAGGGCAGAGGCCUCCUUCUGGACCGCUGAGGAGAUCGACUUGUCCAAGGAUCUUCACGACUGGAACGUCAGAAUGAACCCUAACGAGAAAUUCUUCAUAUCCAGAGUCCUCGCCUUUUUUGCCGCUUCUGAUGGGUUGGUCAACGAAAACUUGGUUGAGAAUUUCUCCGCUGAGGUCAACAUCCCAGAGGCAAAGGCUUUCUACGGGUUCCAAAUCAUGAUCGAAAAUAUCCACUCGGAGACGUACUCCCUACUGAUCGACACAUACAUCAAGGAUCCAAAGGAGAGUGAGUUCCUGUUCAACGCCAUUGAGACGAUCCCACAGAUUAAAGAGAAGGCAGAGUGGGCUCUAAGAUGGAUCGGUGACUCCGAGAGUGUUUUCGCUGAGAGAUUGGUCGCCUUUGCCGCUAUCGAAGGUGUCUUCUUCUCUGGUUCCUUUGCCUCUAUCUUCUGGUUGAAGAAGAGAGGUUUGAUGCCAGGUUUGACUUUCUCGAACGAGCUGAUCUGCAGAGAUGAAGGUUUGCACACUGACUUCGCCUGCCUAUUGUUUGCUCAUUUGAAGCACAAGCCAGACCCAUCCGUCGUCGAGAGAAUAGUCACUGAGGCCGUCGAAAUCGAAAAGAGAUAUUUCUUGGACGCUUUACCAGUCGCUUUGCUUGGUAUGAACGCCGAUUUGAUGAACCAAUACGUUGAAUUCGUCGCCGACAGACUGUUGGUUGCAUUCGGUAACGAGAAGUACUUCAAGGUCGAAAACCCAUUCGACUUCAUGGAAAACAUCUCUCUUGCCGGUAAGACCAACUUCUUCGAGAAGAGAGUCUCCGAUUACCAAAAGGCUGGUGUCAUGGCUCAAGCUACGAAGGAGGAAACUGGUGCCUUCAACUUGCAAGAAGAUUUCUAA
Molecule: messenger RNA, 1188 nt
Organism: Huiozyma naganishii CBS 8797
Lineage: Eukaryota; Fungi; Ascomycota; Saccharomycetes; Saccharomycetales; Saccharomycetaceae
Gene: RNR2
Product: ribonucleotide-diphosphate reductase subunit RNR2
Exons: 1
Coding region: 1-1188 (395 amino acids)
Biological process (GO): deoxyribonucleotide biosynthetic process
Molecular function (GO): oxidoreductase activity
Source: RefSeq, a predicted model, not a curated record